CUGCGCUGUGUCUCUACUGCCCUAUAUAAACCCAUACGCGCUGCAUAGAGUCAGCGAACAGCUUCGUGGUGGUGAAACAACACGUUACUUAAACGUCAAACAUUGACAAAGAAGGCAACCCACAAUGGAGAGAAUCUCAUGGACACUUUUUCUGCUCUCUCUCGCAUAUCUAGAGGGAUCUUCGCAAGAUUUCGAACAGACCCAGUUCAUCUGCACGUCCGUGCCCAAGGAUAUGGACCUGUGCGCAGCCACUAUGCAGAACAGUGGACCAGCGGAGGAUCUGAAGACCACAGUAAUGCAGUUAAGGGAGACAGUCCUACAGCAGAAGGAAACUAUAAUGAACCAGAAGGAGACGAUCAGGGAACUAACUUCGAAGUUGAGCCGCUGUGAGAGUCAGGGUGUUCUGGAGCCCGUGGCCGGAGGUCGGAGGAAAGAACCGGGCAAAAACACAAUGGGAGACGUGUCCCGCGGCCAGACAGAUACUAUAGCCCAACUUGGGCAGACUUUAGCCACGCUUAAACAGAGAUUGGAAAACUUGGAGCAGUACAGCAGGAACAACGGCUCUGUCCAGGCGAACAGCCUUAAAGAUCUGCUUCAAAAUAAGAUCGAUGAUAUGGAGAAGCAGGUGCUCUCCCGGGUCAAUACUCUGGAGGAGAGCAAACCCGGGCAGAAGAACGACACGGAUCAGCGCAAUCGAGUGGAGUCAACACUCACCUCCUUACAUCAGAGAAUUAACGACCUGGAGAAAGGUUCAAAAGGUACCAGGCCACUGGACAAGUAUCAGAUAACAUUCCCCUUAAGAACAAAUUACAUCUAUGCCAAAGUGAAGAAAAGUCUACCAGAAAUGUAUGCCUUCUCUUUCUGCUUGUGGAUAAAGUCCAAUGCAUCACCCGGAGUGGGAACACCCUUCUCCUAUGCUGUUCCUGGACAAGCUAAUGAGCUUGUUCUCAUAGAAUGGGGGAACAAUCCAAUGGAGAUUCUCAUAAAUGACAAGGUUGCAAAAUUACCUUUCGUCAUCAAUGAUGGUAAAUGGCAUCACAUCUGCAUCACAUGGACGACUCGUGAUGGAUUAUGGGAGGCAUUUCAGGAUGGUGUUCUGCGUGGAACUGGAGAGAAUCUGGCACCCUACCAUCCAAUAAAACCCAACGGUGUACUAGUUUUAGGUCAGGAGCAGGACACACUUAGUGGAGGUUUUGAUGCAACCCAAGCCUUUGUUGGUGAACUGGCAAAUUUCAAUAUAUGGGAUAGAAAAUUAACAGCUGGAGAAAUCUACAACCUGGCAACCUGCAACAACAGAGCACAAGCUGGAAAUGUGUUAUCAUGGUUGGAAAGUAAUAUCGAUGUGUUCGGUGGAGCCACUAAAUGGACUUUUGAGGCCUGCCGUCAACUCAACUGAACUGCAAAGUGGGGGCCAUAGCCAAUCUCAGAUCCAUGUUUCUAGUUUUUGUCUUUCUUUUACUCAGUUUGACAUUCGUGAAAAAGAAGAGUUCUUGAUAAAACAAUUAAAGGUACUUUAAGAGUAAACCUGGGGUUUCUAUGAAUACCUGAAUAUUUCUGUGCAAAAC
Messenger RNA from Sinocyclocheilus grahami, 1565 nucleotides. RefSeq names its product neuronal pentraxin-1. Lineage: Eukaryota; Metazoa; Chordata; Actinopteri; Cypriniformes; Cyprinidae. The transcript has 5 exons. Bases 125 to 1396 code for a protein of 423 amino acids. The record is from RefSeq and is a predicted model, not a curated record.